This is a messenger RNA of Pan troglodytes (chimpanzee), 4370 nucleotides long. It is a transcript of the gene METTL15, whose product is annotated as methyltransferase like 15. Gene Ontology annotation, molecular function: rRNA (cytosine-N4-)-methyltransferase activity. The transcript is spliced from 8 exons. NCBI's taxonomy places the organism in Eukaryota, Metazoa, Chordata, Mammalia, Primates, Hominidae. The record is from RefSeq and is a predicted model, not a curated record. The coding region runs from base 667 to 1725 and encodes 352 amino acids. Gene Ontology annotation, biological process: rRNA base methylation.
GCCGGAGCUGCUGGUGGGAGGCAGCCACUUGAGAUCACCAGGCCUCCUGUAGACCGGCGGGUGCAGGGCCCGGUCCCAGAGUUAAGGGAAAGUCGUUUGGAAACCCCAGCGCCAACAGGACCCUUUGGCAGCUGAGGCUGGAAACAGCGGAACCAAAGGCAGACGGUCCUCAGUUGCUUGGGCGGACGUGGACCCAAUCUGUCCGUCCUUACAAGUUUCCCCCAGGGGCAGGACCUAGACGCACGGCGCAUUCAGGUUCUCCUGGACCGUAGUGGUAGUCGCUGGCCCGACUUAGAGGCCAGCUGAGAAGUCUUCGUGCUUCAGAUUUGUUUACCUACAAAAUGCUUCGGUACCCAUAUUUUUGUAGAAUGUAUAAAGAAUGCCUUUCAUGUUGGUUGGAAUCUGGCAAACCUAAUUUAGGUGUCUGGCCAAAAAGAAUACAUACUACAGCAGAAAAAUAUAGAGAAUAUGAAGCCCGGGAGCAAACAGAUCAAACUCAAGCCCAGGAGUUACACAGAUCUCAAGAUAGAGAUUUUGAAACUAUGGCUAAAUUACAUAUUCCAGUAAUGGUGGAUGAAGUUGUUCAUUGUUUGUCACCACAAAAAGGACAGAGUAUUCUAUUCUGAAUUUUGGAACCAAGCUAGCUGAUUUUACACAUUUGAUUUUAUGAUUACAUAUGGAAAAAAAUCAAAACCACAAUGUUACAGGUCUCACACCUUUCACUGUACUUCUGUAAUAAAGGGAAUUAGAAUAAUUUAUUGGUUAAAUAAGAUUUUUCUAGAUAUGACAUUUGGUUCGGGAGGGCACACAAAAGCCAUUCUGCAGAAGGAGUCAGAUAUUGUUCUCUAUGCCUUGGACAGAGACCCAACAGCUUAUGCAUUAGCUGAACAUCUUUCAGAGUUGUAUCCUAAACAAAUCCGAGCUAUGCUGGGCCAGUUCAGCCAGGCAGAAGCCUUAUUAAUGAAAGCUGGAGUGCAGCCAGGAACUUUUGAUGGAGUUCUUAUGGAUCUUGGGUGUUCCUCCAUGCAACUUGAUACUCCUGAAAGAGGUUUUUCCCUUCGGAAAGAUGGCCCUUUGGACAUGAGAAUGGAUGGUGGCAGGUACCCUGACAUGCCCACUGCUGCUGAUGUUGUGAAUGCUUUAGAUCAACAGGCACUUGCAUCUAUCCUAAGAACAUACGGGGAGGAGAAGCAUGCCAAGAAAAUCGCUUCAGCAAUUGUUCAGGCACGCAGCAUCUACCCCAUCACCAGAACCCAGCAGCUUGCCAGCAUCGUUGCAGGAGCAUUUCCUCCCUCUGCUGUUUAUACACGGAAAGACUUACUACAGCGAUCUACCCAUAUUGCCACCAAGACUUUCCAGGCUCUUCGCAUAUUUGUGAACAAUGAGCUCAAUGAACUCUACACGGGACUGAAGACAGCUCAGAAGUUUCUGAGACCUGGUGGUCGUCUUGUUGCCCUCUCCUUCCAUUCACUAGAGGAUCGCAUCGUCAAAAGAUUUUUGCUUGGAAUAAGCAUGACAGAAAGAUUUAACCUAAGUGUUAGACAACAAGUGAUGAAAACAUCUCAAUUGGGUUCAGAUCACGAAAACACGGAAGAAGUCUCUAUGAGAAGAGCUCCUUUAAUGUGGGAAUUGAUACACAAGAAGGUACUUAGUCCACAAGAUCAGGAUGUACAAGAUAACCCCAGAGGGCGCUCAGCCAAGCUUAGAGCAGCUAUCAAAUUAUAAGUUACCAUCAUCUUAUUCUUCAAAUUUUUUCUCACAAUUUCUCUAAUCUUUACUCAUGUUAUGUCCCUGAAUGUCUUGGUAUAGGUUUAAGUGUGGGACAGUCUGAAAAUUGAUAGCAUUUAGCAUUUCUUUUUUCUCAAAAAGAAACUGUAGGAAAUACAUGACAGAGAAAGUUACACUCAGGGAGCAGCAGCACCUCCAGAUUGGAAAAAUGUGUUAAUCUUUGCAUCAUAUUGGACUCUUGAAGGCAAUCCUUCCUCUGGCCAGGAAAUUUUUUAAAAAAUAAUACUGUGUUGUGUUUAUCUAAAUACGUAAACUCAAGCUACCAAAGAGAAAGAUGUUGUAAUCAUAUCUGCAUGUCCUAAAUUUUGAAUUUAGAUAUUCCAGUUUGCAUCAGUCUUUCUGUGGCUCAAAUAAUGAUGAUUAUGGAAUGAAUUUUAAUGUCCCUACUUGUGAAUAAUUAGCUUUCUCAAAUGUAGGCUUUUUACAAAUUUUAAAUUUUAAAAUAUUAGUUUAAAUGUGUGUUAUACUGAUAAAAUUUCAUCUUUCAAAUUAUAGUCUAUUAUUUUAAAGGGAUUUUUCAGUAUGAUAUGGGCCAUUUUGUUCAUCUAUCGCAAAGUAAAAAUGUAAAAUCCUUACAGAGAAUUGUUUCACAAAACUUAUAUUUCAUGUCAAUUGUAUUUAUUUUAAUAAUAGCUGACAAUGCCAUUAGUAAAUAAUAAAGUCUCUUAUUAGAAUCUUGUAUUUUUUAAUUGAGCUAAUCAAAAUAAUUCAGCCAAGUCUAUUUGAAAUAGAAAACUGUGUAUUUAAUAUAGUAAAAUCAAUGCUCCCUUAAUGUUGUUACAAAGAUAUGGUAACUGUAAUAUGGGUAAAAGUUUAUUCAAGAAAAGAGUACUUGGUAGAAGAUUCUUUAACAAAUUGAGGAGAUUGAUUCAUAAUUCACAUGUCAAUUUUUUAUAGUAAUAUGUACUUCUAAUUUAUUAUUUAUACUUGAAUUGUGACCUGAAAGAUGAGUUGGAGAUAAUUAGUCAAAGGGCACAAUACAUAGAAAUAAAUAUUCUCUUAGUUAUCCUUGAAAUCAUAUUUAUACUAUUAAUUUGCUCAGUGCACUUUUUUCAAAUACAGAAAAAAGAUUCUCCAUUAUAGUUACAAAUUUUAAGUUGGUGAAUCCAAGUGAAUGAAAUAUCAGCAUAACUAUGUGGGCAAAAUAGAUAGAAUUAAAUGCAUGAAUUUUCCUCAGACUUAUUUUAUCUGCCUCUGUAAUAUUUAACUUUAGUACCCAGGCUUGUUCACUACUUCUGCUUUACAGGCUUUAUUUAAAUCUGAACAAUCCUACAGGGAAAUCAGAAUUAGGAAAAAAAUCUGGAGAACAAUAUGGUUGAAAUAGAAACAAGAGAAUGCACCUAGGUUAAUUCCCUGAAUCCUACUUGAACAAUGUAUAAAUUUCUCUUUGCAUAUAAUACAUAUUUGUGAAUGAGACAUAUUCCCAAAAAAUUCUUAUCUCUGUAUGUGAUUGGAAAAGAAAAGAUCACAUUUGUAUAUUCAACAAUCUUUCACCUAUUUCAUAAGUCAUUUUUUCAUCCUGUAUAGUAUGGGAAUUAUUUUUUAUGUUAAAUAGAAACUGAAUGUACUGGGUUGAAUGGUGUCCUCUCCAAAAUUCAUGUACUUCCUGGAGCCUCAGAAUGUGACCUUAUUUGGAAAUACUGUGGUUGUGGUUGUAAGUAGCUAAGAUGAGGUCAUACUGGAGCAGGGCAGGCCCUUAAUCCAAUAUGACUGGUGUUCCUUAUAAGAGAAGAUAGGGCGGGCAUGGUGGCUCACGCCUGUAAUCCCAGCACUGUGGGAGGCCAAGCCAGGCAAAUCGCUUGAGGCUCAGGAGUUCAAGACCAGCCUGGCCAACAUGGCAAAAACCCAUCUCUACUAAAAAUAAAAUUAGCCAGGCGUGGUGCUUGUAAUGUCAGCUACCCAGGAGUCUGAGGCACAAGAAUCACUCGAACCCGGGAGGUGGAGCUUGUGAGAUCACACCACUGCACUCCAGUGUGAGCAACAGAACGAGACUCUGUCUCAAAAAAAAAAAAAAAAAAAAAAAAGAAAGGAAGAAAGAGUCUUUAGAGACACAGGAGAGAAUGCCACAUGAAGCUGGAGGCAGAGAUUGGAGUGAUACACUGUGGGAACCCUCAGAAGAUAGGAAAAAAGCAUGGAAUAGAUUCUCCUUCAGAGUUCCAGUAGUUGCCAACCCUGCUAACAUGGUUUUGCACAUCUAGCAUCCAGAACAGUGAGAACGUAUUUCUGCUGUUUUAAGGUACCCAGUUCAUGGUAAUUUGUUACAGCAAUCCUAGGAAGCUAAUACUCUGACAGAAAAAAAUCUUGGAUAAUAUGCAUGAGAAAAAUCCUUCAAUAAACACAAAAUUGGUUUCAAAAUGUUUUCAUAUAAAAAUAAAUUAACUUUUCUGUAAUUAGAUUGUGUUUUAUAGUAAUUCUUGCCUGCUUCUUUGUCUUUGUUGUAGGAUGCAUAAUAAAAUACAUGAAUGAGUUUUAAAUGGUUAGCUUUGGAGAAUGGUUUUGGGAAGUUCCUACAGUACACAGAAAUAAAAGCUAAUGUUACUAUGAAUGUGCAUUACUUUUCUAAUAAAAUGUUUCUGAAUCUC